Messenger RNA from Staurois parvus, 395 nucleotides. Lineage: Eukaryota; Metazoa; Chordata; Amphibia; Anura; Ranidae. The record is from the annotation of a GenBank genome assembly.
GUGCACUGUGUCCCUCGGACACAGCGGAUCACCAAUCAUGGAAAGAGCCGAAGAUGUCGGCUCGGUCAUGUGAUCAGCUGUGUCCAAUCACAGCUGAUCACAUGCGACAUGUACACUGAUCAUCAGGGCACUGAUGAUCAGUGUGCCCUGAUGAUCAGUGUAGCCCCAGCAGUGCCACCUGUCAAAGUCAAUCAGUGCCAGCUGUCAGUGCCGAUCAGUGCCACGUGCUGGUGCCCAUCAGUGCCACAUCAAUGCCACAUAUCAGUGCAUACCAGUGCACAUCAAUGCCACAUAUCAGUGCCCAUCUGAGCUGCCGUUCAGUGUCAUCCAUCAGUGCCAAUCAGUGCCACCUAACAGUGCUGCCAAUCAGUGCCACAUAUCAGUGCUAGUCAGUG